CACAGUCACAAGACUCCUCCUCACUUCGACGACUCGGCAACGAUCGGCAAUCUCCGUCGGCCCACCAACCCCCUACCAUCCCCCUUAUUUAAGUAAAUACUUAAAGUUCAGGUGAUAUUGUUUAUUUUUUGCGUCCGACGCGGUGUCAGUCAGUGAGUGUGCGGGUGGACUUAGCCAAAGACUAAAAAGUACACAUUAUUGUUACGACAGUCAACAAACAUACAUACACACAAAUACAGCACAUGAUGGAGUUGCCAGUGAUUACACUUCUCUGUGUCCUUCUGUACCUUCUCACAGGAUGCCAAGCUGAGAUGGACACCAGGAACAAAGGCCGCGGAAAAGGAUCCAUGUGGUGGGGUAUAGCAAAGGCGGGAGAGCCGAACAAUCUGUCCCCGCUGUCACCUGGAGUCCUCUUCAUGGAUCCUUCCGUCCACAGCACUCUGCGACGGAAGCAAAGGAGAUUGGCCAGAGAGAAUCCUGGCGUUCUUGUUGCAAUCGCAAAGGGAGCCAAUCAAGCGAUCCACGAGUGCCAAUUUCAAUUCCGGAACAGACGCUGGAACUGCUCUACAAGGAACUUCCUGCGCGGAAAGAAUCUCUUCGGGAAAAUCGUCGACAAAGGAUGCAGGGAAACCGCUUUCAUCUACGCAAUCACCAGCGCUGCUGUGACGCACUCCAUCGCAAGGGCUUGCAGCGAAGGUUCGAUAGAGACCUGCAAUUGCGAUUACAGCCAGCACAAGUUGAGACCUCACUCCUCAUCGGGAAGUCCUUCGGUAUCAGGAUUGAGGGAUUGGGAAUGGGGAGGAUGCUCGGAUAACAUUGCGUUCGGGUUCAAGUUCAGCAGGGAGUUCGUGGACACUGGCGAGAGGGGUCGCAGCCUCCGCGAGAAGAUGAACUUGCACAACAACGAAGCUGGUCGCAUGCAUGUUCAAUCUCAAGUGAAACAAGAGUGCAAGUGUCACGGAAUGUCUGGGUCGUGCGCCGUCAAGACUUGCUGGAUGCGAUUGCCUGUCUUCCGAGUCAUCGGUGAUAACCUGAAGGACCGUUUCGAUGGCGCCUCCCGCGUCAUGGUCAGCAAUACCGGUAACGCAAGGAACAGUAACAAUGCCCACAGCAAUAGGCCCAAGCAGGACAAGGUCUCCAAUAGCAUCUCCUCGAACAGCAUCCACACAAAGCGCGAGAACAAACCGCGCAAACACAAGUACGGUUUCCAAUUGAAACCCUACAAUCCGGACCACAAGCCGCCAAGUCCCAAGGAUUUAGUCUACUUGGAACCAUCGCCAGGCUUCUGCGAAAGGAAUCCCAAAUUGGGCAUCCAAGGUACGCACGGCAGACAAUGCAACGACACGUCGAUCGGCGUUGACGGCUGCGACCUCAUGUGCUGCGGAAGAGGUUAUCGUAUACAAGAAGUGGUUGUCGUCGAACGGUGCAACUGCGUCUUUCAAUGGUGCUGCGAAGUGAAAUGCGACAUAUGUAGAACCAAGAAGACCAUCCACAUGUGCUUAUAAAUCACUACAUCACAAUCAACGAUCACCACAAUCAACAAUCAUGUCGUACUUCUAUUUUAAGCAACGCCACGAUGGGAUCGGAACGCCGGACGUUUCGCUCCAUUUCUCGAAAACUAUCGAAAUCCUUCCUCCCAAUUGUCCUCGAUCAGUAUUAUCAGCAUAAUCAUUGUGUAAAUAACAAAGACUGAUUUAAU
Nicrophorus vespilloides is the source of this 1699-nucleotide messenger RNA. It is a transcript of the gene wg, whose product is annotated as protein Wnt-1. Gene Ontology annotation, molecular function: frizzled binding; cytokine activity. The coding region runs from base 243 to 1505 and encodes 420 amino acids. Gene Ontology annotation, cellular component: extracellular region. Lineage: Eukaryota; Metazoa; Arthropoda; Insecta; Coleoptera; Silphidae. The transcript has 4 exons. The record is from RefSeq and is a predicted model, not a curated record. Gene Ontology annotation, biological process: multicellular organism development; neuron differentiation; canonical Wnt signaling pathway.